This is a messenger RNA of Passer domesticus (house sparrow), 2067 nucleotides long. It is a transcript of the gene SGCA, whose product is annotated as sarcoglycan alpha. Gene Ontology annotation, molecular function: calcium ion binding. The record is from RefSeq and is a predicted model, not a curated record. Gene Ontology annotation, cellular component: sarcoglycan complex; membrane. Lineage: Eukaryota; Metazoa; Chordata; Aves; Passeriformes; Passeridae.
CCCCUCGGUGUCCCCGCUGUCCCUCGGUGUCCCCGCAGGACCCCGAUGUCCCCUCCACCCCUCCGGGGGUGCAGCACGUCCCUGCAGUGCUGGCAGGAGGGGACACGGUGACAAGGGCCCGGGCUGGGGGGUACAGUGUGCCCCCCAGGGACAUUUUGGGGGGAUUAUUUGCGUUUUUUGUCCUCCCACUGGGUGCCUGGGCAGACCCCACCCCCGGGGCCGUGUUGGGGUCCCUGCUGCGGGGGGGGGGACACAGGGGACACCCCCGGUCACAGUGAGGGGGCAGCAGGACCCCGCAGAUGUGUGACUGUCCCCUGCCCGUGUCACCUCCGGCCCUUUGUGCGUGACGAGGCGUGACGCGACACGGGGGGGCGGCCCCCCACGACCACCCCUCCCCUCCCCUUCCGCUGCCAUCGCCCCCCCCAGGUCCCCGUCGCUGCCACCCCCUCUGUCCCAGCGCCCUCCGCUCGUGUCACCGUCCCCACGCAGCGCACACGCGUGUUCCCGUCUCGCUGGUGGCCAUGCCGGGGGGUCCCGGCUGUGCCCAGGUGUCCCCAAGUGUCCCCCCCCCCGCCACCCCGCUACCCCCGAGUGGGGGCAGUGGGACAAACCCGCCCUGGGGACACCUCGGGGGGACACGGGAGGCCCUGGGCAGCCCCGGAGCGCCGUGCCUUGGUGACAGGAGGUGGCGGUGCAGGGGUGUCCCCUGUGGGACCCCCCCCGAGGGCCCCCCCGGCCCCGCUGCCUCCGUCAAUCAGCGCUGGCCCCGCUCCCGGCGCCGCGGACAUGGAGGGCCCCGAGCUGCUCCGGCUCUGGGUGCUGGCAGCCCUGGCCCUGGCGGUGUCCCCGGUCACUGUCCCCGAGCACCACGUCCUCCCCGACCUCCGCCUCUCCGCCGAGACCGGGGCCAUCUUCGUGCACGAGCUGGAGCGGGAGCCCUUCCUGGAGGCCUUCAGCGGCAGCGAGGAUGAUGAUGCCCCCGUGACCUUCCGUGCCCACCUGUGGCAGCGGCCGGACCUGCCGCGGUGGCUGCGCUUGGCCCAGCGCGGCCCCGGCCAGCCCGGCUUCCUGUACGGCUGCCCGCUGCCCCCCGAGCUGGGCACCCACCGCCUCCAGGUGCUGGCCUACAACCGGCGCACCUUCGCCACCGCCAGCCAGCGCCUCGACAUCGGGGUCACCCCCGCCCCAGGGGGGGAGGCGCCGUUCCAGGCCGAGUUCCUGGUGGGGAACAGGGACGUGGAGGAGCUGCUGCCGGAGGCGGCGCGGGAGAUGUUCCUGGAGGCCUCGGCCGGGCUCUGGGAGCGCGGGGACCUGCACGUCAUCAACGUCACCUCCGCCCUGGACCGCGGGGGCCGCGUGCCGCUGCCCAUCGAGGGUCGCAAGGAGGGGGUGUACGUCCAGGUGGGCUCCCACAGCCCCUUCUCGCCGUGCCUGCUGGCGGCCGUGUCCCCGCAGAGCCGCGCGCGCUGUCACCGCGGCCAGCGUCCCCUCGCCUCCUGCUACGACACCUUCGCCCCCCACUUCUCCAUCCGCUGGUGCAACCUCAGCCUGCUGCAGGUCGUUCCCAGCCCCCGCACGCCGGGGCCCGAGUGGGGGCCGGGGGUGCUGGAGGGGGGGGGCGAUUUCGAGCCCCCCGGCGAUGUCGCCCCCCGGGAGCUGCUGUCCCCCUUCCUGGUGACGCUGCUGGUGCCGCUGGCGGUGGCCGCGCUGCUCUGCCUGCUCCUGGGCCACCUCAUGUGCUGCCGCAGGGAGGGAGUGGAAAAACGGGACUUGCAGACGUCUGACCUGCAGCUGUUCCACCACGGCUCCAUCCUCGGCGACACGCGCGAGCUGCGGCUCAUGGCCGGCCGGCGGGACGUGCCCCGGCCGCUCUCCACGCUGCCCAUGUUCAACGUCCGCACGGGCCAGCGCACCGACCCCAUGGCCAGCGCUCGCCACGGGGCCCGCGCCCCCCUGCUCCCACCCUGAGGGGACCCCCGAGCCGCGGGGACAGCGCCAGAGCUGGGGGCGGCGUGUCCAGGGGGGUUUGGGGGGACGGACCCCCGCGGGGAGGAGGAGGAGGAGGAG